Molecule: messenger RNA, 693 nt
Organism: Didymodactylos carnosus
Lineage: Eukaryota; Metazoa; Rotifera; Eurotatoria; Philodinida; Philodinidae
Source: the annotation of a GenBank genome assembly
AUGGAGCGUAACGCUGAUGUUACACUUGAACAUCCAAAGGUUGAACUUGGAAGCGUUCUUUAUAAAGAUGAACGAAUUGAAAUAAGUUUUGCUACGUACGAUGAUAUCAAUGAUUUGUGUAAAGUUAUAAAUUGGGCAUAUCGUGGUAAACCAAAUUCAACAUCCGAAUUAUAUUCUGGAUGGGUUGGUGAACAACAUUUAUUAAGUGGUACACGAAUUCGUUCAUGUGAAUUAAAAGACUACAUAGACAAAAUGAAGGAAAAAAAUCCACCUGAAAUUGUUAUUCUAGUUGCGAAACAUGUGUUUAAUAGUCAAGAACAAAAAAUUAUUGUUGGUUCAUUUAAAGUAGAAUUAUACGACAGAAAUUUACAAACAGAAGAAGAAAAACAAGACGGUAUUGCUGUUGAAUUUGGUUUAAGUUCGGUCGAUCCCGAUUAUCAAGGCCAACGAAUAGGAACAUUAAUGUGGGAAACAGCUAUGCGUGUUUCGAAACAAUAUUUUAACGCCAAACGCAUGUAUGGUCAUAUUAUUUACAGUAAAACUAAUCUAAUUGAUUGGACGAUAAAGCAAGGUUAUCAAAAUACGGGUCGUUUCAUUCCAUAUGUAAUAGAUGAGCAAGAUAGGCCAUUUUAUAUACCAAAAGUCGAUCUUGAACAAUUAAAAUUUGUUGUAUUGACAAAACGUUUAGAAUAA